Molecule: messenger RNA, 800 nt
Organism: Tinamus guttatus (white-throated tinamou)
Lineage: Eukaryota; Metazoa; Chordata; Aves; Tinamiformes; Tinamidae
Source: RefSeq, a predicted model, not a curated record
CUGUGGAACAGCAGAUUCAGAGCCAUCGUGAGACACAUCAGAAACAAAUCAGCAGCCUAAGAGAUGAAGUUGAUGCAAAGGAGAAACUUAUCACUGAGCUACAAGACCAAAAUCAGAAAAUGAUGCUUGAACAGGAGUGUCUGAGAGUUGAACAUGAGAAGUUGAAGGCAACAGAUCAGGAAAAAAGCAGAAAGCUGCAUGAACUUACGGUUAUGCAGGACAGACGGGAACAAGCAAGGCAAGAUCUAAAGGGUUUGGAAGAGACUGUGGCUAAAGAACUUCAGACUCUUCACAAUCUUCGGAAGCUGUUUGUUCAAGAUCUGGCUACUAGAGUGAAAAAGAGUGCCGAGAUUGACUCGGAUGACACAGGAGGCAGUGCUGCACAAAAGCAGAAGAUUUCCUUCCUUGAGAAUAAUCUUGAGCAGCUCACAAAGGUCCACAAGCAGCUGGUACGUGACAAUGCAGAUCUUCGCUGUGAACUUCCUAAACUGGAGAAGCGCCUUAGGGCUACAGCCGAGAGAGUUAAAGCUCUGGAGUCGGCGCUGAAGGAGGCCAAAGAGAACGCCUCUCGGGAUCGCAAGCGCUAUCAGCAGGAGGUGGACCGUAUCAAGGAAGCUGUGAGAUCCAAGAAUAUGGCCAGGCGAGGACAUUCUGCACAGAUUGCCAAGCCCAUCCGUCCUGGACAACAUCCCGCUGCGUCUCCGACUCACCCAAGUGCAAUUCGCGGGGGCGGCGCGUUCCCGCAGGCCGGCCCGGCGACCGCGCUGCGCGGCGGCGCGCGCCAGGACAGGGGAUGUUAA